Panicum virgatum (switchgrass) is the source of this 797-nucleotide messenger RNA. Its product is annotated as PLAT domain-containing protein 3-like. The transcript has 2 exons. Gene Ontology annotation, molecular function: protein binding. Bases 66 to 614 code for a protein of 182 amino acids. The record is from RefSeq and is a predicted model, not a curated record. NCBI's taxonomy places the organism in Eukaryota, Viridiplantae, Streptophyta, Magnoliopsida, Poales, Poaceae.
UCACCCUAGUUCAUCAGCCUCUUCAGCUCACACUGUCAAACUUUGCGAGGUCUGCAGUGUUCAGUAUGGCCGCCAAGGCACUCUCCUCCGCGGUCUUCCUCUCCUUGGUGAUCCUGGUCGCCGGGGGAAGAUCGCCGGCCGACGUCGUCCAGGUCGCGACAUCCGCGGGGAGCUACGGCGGCGGCGACAACGCGUGCGUGUACACGAUCUACGUGCGGACCGGGUGGAUCUGGAAGGCCAGGACGGACUCAGUGAUCGGGCUGGGGCUCCGCGCCGCCGACGGCCCCGGCUUCACCAUUCCGGACCUGGCCCGCUGGGGCGGGCUCAUGGGCGCCGGCCACGACUACUACGAGCGCGGCAGCGUGGACAUCUUCAGCGGGCGGGGGCCCUGCCUGUCGUCCCCGCCGUGCGCGAUGAACCUGACCUCCGACGGCUCCGGCCCGCACCACGGCUGGUACUGCAAGUCCGUCGAGGUCACCGCCGCCGGGCUGCACCAGGCCUGCGCCAGGGCCGCGUUCGGCGUGGAGCAGUGGCUCGCCACGGACGCGCCGCCGUACCGGCUCUACGCCGAGCGGGGCGCCUGCGCCAAAAAGAGUGGCGCGGCUGAGGAGUGAUGCCGUGCGUGUGUGUGCGUGCGUGGUGUCUCGGGGCCGGACGCAGAUGCAGUGAGGGGGACUUGUAGUUUCCGCGUCGUGCUUGUUUCUUCUUUGUUGUGUUGGUGCUCUCGCUCGCGGCGUUCUUGUAGUUUUGCCGAGGUAGUGUGCUGGCUGAAUGGCUCAAUCGGCAUGUCUGCUGUC